AUGAUGCAACGAAAGCAAAAUCAACAAAAAUGUCGAGGAAACAAAAGAAAACGUCUCAUUAAUAUUCCUUCUGUACGUACGUUUAAAACUCAUCAAUCAUUUAGUAAAACAUUGAAAAAAGUAAAUUCAUCAUUGCCUAAAUGUGAUAACAAGAAAAACGUUAUCGUUCAACAUCUUGCUCAAAAGUUUUGGUUGCUCUCUAAAUCUAAACAUCAACGUACUUCACUUAAACUUGCUGAUAAGCUAAAAGAUGAUGUUCAUAAUUUUUAUGUACGAAAUGAUAUUUCAUAUCAACUGCCAGGAAAAAGAGAUGUAGUUGUUGCUAAAGAAGAUGAUGGAAGCAAAAUAACUUAUCAAAAACGAAUUUUGCUUAAUAGUUUACGUGAAAAUUAUGAAUUUUUUAAAGAGGAGAAUAAAAAUGUUAAUUUAAGUCGUUCAUCAUUUGCCGAAUUAAGACCAGUAUUUGUUAUUCCAAAAGCUGCAUUAGCACAUAGAAAUUGCUUAUGUUUGUAUCAUGAAAAUAUUUGUUUGCUUUUGAAAUCUCUUGAUAAAUAUGUUGGUGGAAAUUAUUGUUCGUCUUUAGAAACAUUUACUAAUAGUUUGGUUGAAGAACAGGUGUCAAAUGGUAGUGCUAAAAUAACUUGGUCACAAUGGAUGAAUGAAUGUGGUCGUGCAGAAAAAAAAGAGUUUUCAGGAACUGUUGAUGAAGCAGUUCUCUUGUUAAAAUCGAGAGUUGAAUGUCUUUUGUUUCACGUAUAUAUCAAACGAGAGCAAUCAAGGUAUUUCGAAAAAUUAAAAACUGAAGUUACUGAUGAAAAAGUUGUAUUACAAGUUGAUUUUGCCGAGAACUUUAGUAUGAAAGAGCAGGACGAGAUCCAGCAAGCUCAUUGGAACUCAAAAUCAUUGAGUAUAUUUACUGCUUUUGUUUGGUCGAAAACGGAAAAUUUUUCUUUUUCUUUACCAUCAUCGGAUGUAACACAUGAUACAUUUGUUGUGAAUUCCGCUUUGGAAAUUAUUUUAAAUCAUGUUGAAUCAGUUCUUCCAAAUGUUACAGAAAUAAAUUGUUUUUCUGAUGGUGCUGCUUCCCAGUUCAAGCAGCGCUAUCAUUUUCGAAAUUUAACGAGUAUUGCAAACGAGAGAAACAUUGAUUUGAGGUGGAAUUUUUUUGCAACUUCUCAUGGCAAAGGUGUAGUCGAUGGUAUUGUAGGUGUUGUAAAACGUCUUGUUUGGUCAGCUAUAUUAGCGGGAGAUGUAUGUCGGUCAGUUGAAGAUUUUAUUAAACUCGCAAGAAAGAAAACUGAUAAAAUAAUUGUUACUGAAAUAAAAAUUGACGAAAUUCAGAAAUCGAAAAUUAAACUGGAAAAUAUUUUUAAAACAGCAAAAUCUGUCCCGGAACCACAAAAGAUGCAUUAUGUUAAAGUAGUUAAUGAAAAUGAAUUAGAGGUUAGUUAUUAUUCUAUGUGUGCUCAAAGAAAAAGAGUAAAGUAUUGA
Messenger RNA from Rotaria socialis, 1491 nucleotides. The record is from the annotation of a GenBank genome assembly. Lineage: Eukaryota; Metazoa; Rotifera; Eurotatoria; Philodinida; Philodinidae.